This is a messenger RNA of Penicillium salamii, 969 nucleotides long. Lineage: Eukaryota; Fungi; Ascomycota; Eurotiomycetes; Eurotiales; Aspergillaceae. The record is from the annotation of a GenBank genome assembly.
AUGUUCAAUCACAUAGUCACUGCUGCUAAGGGCCUAUUUGCGCGACACCCCGAAGAACAUUCCGCCCCUGUUGAACCAGCCAAUUCCAACAUGGUGACAUCUACCCGUCGUGGGGACGUUACUCCCAAUAUUUCGAAGCGGAAGUCUCGGCCUACGAGCGCUGGAAAGCCCGAUAGCCAGGAAACUAAGCGCCAAAAGAGCGACCCCCAGGGUGCCAACCCACCCGCAGAUACCUCAUCUGACACAGAGACACCCAAUGUAAAUGCGGCGAGUGCGCCUGCGCCUGCGGGAAAGAAGAUUCGAUUCGGCAGUGAAGAGCCUGAGCCAAUUGAGACCGAGCCGGAAGAGACCCCAGAAGCACCACAGGAUGAUGAAGAUGAGGAUAGCGACGACGAUGCGCCAGAGACCAUCGACAACUCUGCCCAGCUAUCAAAAAUGAAGGAGCAGGCAAAGAAGCAGGAAGCAGCGAGGCAAUUAGAAGAAAAGGCAAAGAGAGAGAAGCGACGGAAGCUCGACGAGCGUCGCAAGUUGCAAGCCAAGACCAAAGAGGUCCCAGUCGAUGAUAUUACGUCCGAGAGCACAACAACUCUCCAAGGAGAACCCACCCAGGAUGCACGUCGCGCCGCCCUCCCCGCUCUGCUUCCCGAUGAUAUUCUGAACGCUGAGCCUGUCCUUCGCCCUCCCACACCCCCACUUGAAGACAUGUUUGCCAUGCCCAAAAAGUCAAAUAAGCUCCGAUUUUUGGACAAGACGGACAAGAUUCCCAAGGAUGUCAACAUGGGGGAUGUCAACAUUCGCGUGCUCGAUGCCCCAUCUUCGCGGAAGUCCUCCAAGCCUGCGUUACCCCCCAGGGUUUCCAAGGUCGGACGUAACGUCAAGAGUAGCCUUCUCCAGAAGACUCGUAACACAGCCCGGAGGAAUGGACUUCAGAAGAAAGCCAGUGGUCCUGGAGGUUUCGUUCGCCGGUGA